AUGAUCGAAAAUAAGUUUCAAAUAGAAUUUUUAGCAACAUCUCUAGUUCAAAAAUUAAAUAGAAAAAAUAUUUUCCCCCCCUUAUUUAAUGAUCCCGAAUCAUUUAUUGCCCCAGCUGGAUCAAGACCAAAAAAACCUACUAAUUCAUUUCUUAUAUGCAGAAGAAAUGUCUCCAAAGAAGCGAACAGAAAAGGAGCUCACAACAUGCGAGUAAUUAGCAAGGCAGCCGGCAUAUUAUGGAAUAGUGCGACCCCUGAAGAAAAGGAUGUAUACAAAAAUAUAGCCGAACGUGUUUAUGAAAUCCAUAUAUUAAGAAGUUCAAAUUUAGUUAAUUCAACUUCAUUUAAAAUUGAAUUAACAACUCAACCUUCACCUAUUUCUCAUCCACUUCCUUUCCCUUCUCCAUCCUCUAUACUCGAAACAACAUUAAAUAAUUAUUUUAACGAUCACGAUAACAACCAAGUCAUUCCAUUUAAUUCAUUUAAUUCAUUUAAUUAUAAUGAUUUCGAUGAAAAUCAUCAAUGGAUUUAA
This is a messenger RNA of Rhizophagus irregularis DAOM 181602=DAOM 197198, 531 nucleotides long. RefSeq lists its product as uncharacterized. The record is from RefSeq and is a predicted model, not a curated record. NCBI's taxonomy places the organism in Eukaryota, Fungi, Glomeromycota, Glomeromycetes, Glomerales, Glomeraceae.